AUGGUUUCUGGCUUCCGGCUCAUGUUGCCAUGCACAUGCUGUAUGCCGCAUUCGGUAAACUUUGUUGUAUGCUUUAUGCCCGCACUCAUAUGCUCUUCUCUUCAGCCCGAUACACAAAAAAGGGCAUUUGCACAUCCUUCAAAACAGAUGAAAAGCAUCGAGGAAACCUAUCAGAAAAAAACGCCGGUCGAGCACAUCCUGUUGCGACCAGACACAUACAUUGGAUCUGUGGAGAAGGAGACCCAGCAGAUGUAUGUGUGGGAUGAUAGCAGCAAGUCGAUGGCUCUGAAGACGAUUGAGUAUGUUCCUGGGCUGUACAAGAUAUUUGACGAGAUAAUAGUGAAUGCAGCCGACAACAAAAUCAGAGAUCCCAGGAUGAACACAAUCAAGGUCACGAUCGAUGUGGAGGAAAACACAAUAUCUGUGUAUAACAAUGGAAAAGGCAUUCCCAUAAGGAUCCACAAGGAGGAGAAUGUGUAUGUGCCCGAGCUGAUAUUUGGAAAUCUCCUGACGUCCUCGAACUACAAUGAUGAUGAAAAGAAGGUAACGGGGGGAAGAAAUGGAUAUGGGGCAAAGCUGUGCAAUAUAUUCAGCAAGGAGUUUAUUGUUGAGACUUCUGAUGCGGAGGUGAAGAAGUACUACAGGCAAGUGUACAGAAACAACAUGGGAGUGAAGGAAGAGCCUGAAAUAAGCAGGUACACAAGCGGGGACUUUACGAAGAUCACAUUCAAACCCGACCUGAAGCGGUUCAAGAUGGAUAGGCUGGAUGACGGCAUGGUCAGCUUGCUUAAGAAGAGGGUGUAUGAUCUGGGAGGAAUUGUGAAGAAUGUGAGCAUCUUCCUGAACGAGGAGAAGAUUGAUGUCAAGGGAUUCAAAUCGUAUGUGAAGCUGUAUCUGCCGCCAGAUGCCGAUGUGGUACACCAGGUGAUCAACGACCGCUGGGAGUUGGCGUUUACCACAAGCGAAGACCAGUUUCAGCAGGUUUCGUUUGUGAAUGGAAUAUGCACGACGAAGGGAGGAAGCCAUGUGAACCAUGUUGUUGAAAGACUUGUGGAGCCGAUUAUCGAGAGCAUUCUGAAGAAGGAGAAGGGUCUUGUUAUUAAGCCGUUUUUGGUGAAGUCGUCGAUGUUUUUGUUUAUCAACUGCCUUAUUGAGAAUCCGGCGUUUGAUUCGCAGACGAAGGAGAACCUUACUCUGAGGGUUGGUGCAUUUGGAUCUAAAUGCGAGCCGAUGUCUGAGUUUGUGAAGAGUAUCAUGAGGGGCACUGGUAUUCUGGAGAGGAUCACGUCGUUUGCAAGGGCCAAGCAGAGCCAGCAGCUGAAGAAGAGCGAUGGAACGAAGACAUCGAGGCUUUCGGGGAUUCCAAAGCUUGAGGAUGCGAAUCUUGCAGGGACGAACAGGUCGAAGGAAUGCACGCUGAUUUUGACCGAAGGAGACUCGGCAAAGACAUUGGCUGUUGCAGGGCUGGGCAUUGUUGGGAGAGACAUAUACGGGGUGUUUCCAUUGAGAGGAAAGAUGUUGAAUGUGCGAGAGGCAUCACACAGGCAGAUAAUGGAGAAUGCGGAGAUCUCAAGCAUAAAGAAGAUUCUUGGGCUGCAGCACAACAAGGUGUAUGAGGAUGUGAGCAGCCUGAGGUAUGGGCAUGUCAUGAUAAUGACGGAUCAGGACCAUGACGGAAGCCACAUCAAAGGGCUUAUAAUCAACUUUAUGGACCACUUCUAUCCAUCGUUGCUAAAGAUCUCUGGGUUUCUGCUUGAGUUUAUUACGCCGAUUAUCCGAGCAAGCAAGAGAGGAGUAGUGAGGGAUUUUUUUACGUUGCCGGAGUAUGAGGAGUUUAAGAGGGUUGAGGAAGGAUGGGAUGUGAAGUAUUACAAAGGGCUCGGAACCUCGACGAGUGCGGAUGCAAAGCAGUAUUUUAGCAACUUGUCUGUGCAUGUGAAGUCGUUUAUGCCUCUUGUUGACGAUGAUAAAGAAUCGAUUGACUUAGCAUUUAACAAGAAGAAGGCGGAUGCAAGGAAGGCAUGGCUGUUUAAUUAUGCGCCUGGCACGUUUCUUGACCAAUCGAAGAUACAGAUAUCGAUAUCUGAUUUUGUGAACAGAGAGCUGAUUCUGUUUUCGAUGGCAGACAAUGUAAGAUCGAUACCAAGUGUUGUUGAUGGGCUCAAGCCUGGCCAGAGGAAGGUGAUUUUCAGUUGCUUCAAGAGGAAGCUGCGGAGUGAGAUCAAGGUUGCACAGCUUGUGGGGUAUGUUUCUGAGCAGUCGGCAUACCACCACGGGGAGCAGUCGUUAUGCUCGACGAUAGUGAAUCUUGCACAGGACUUUGUGGGAUCAAACAACAUCAAUUUGCUUUUGCCGAUAGGGCAGUUUGGAAGCAGGCUGCAGGGAGGAAAGGAUGCAGCAAGUGCAAGGUAUAUAUUUACGUCGCUGUCGCCGCUCACGCGCCUGAUAUUCAAUGAGAAUGACGAUGCGAUUCUGAAGUAUCUGAAUGACGACAACUUGCAGAUUGAGCCUGAGUUCUAUGUGCCUAUUAUUCCGAUAGUGUUGGUGAAUGGAGGCGAAGGAAUAGGGACGGGGUGGAGCACGUCGAUUCCGAACUUCAGCCCGAUUGAUAUAGUUGAGAACAUCAGGAGGAUGAUAAGGGGAGAGGAGAUAAGGGAAAUGAUACCGCACUACAGAAACUUCAGGGGAGAUAUUGAGAAGGCAGGGGAUGCAAAGUUUGUAGUAUCUGGGGUGUGUGAGGGGGAUAUGGAUAUGAGGAUUACUGAGCUGCCGGUUGGUGUAUGGACACUGAACUACAAGGAGUAUCUUGAGUCGCUGAUGCAGGCAGGAGUGGUGAAGGACUUUAAGGAGUAUCAUACGGAGAAGAGUGUGCAUUUUGAUGUGAAGAUGGUGAAGCAGAAAGCAAGCAUGAAGCUGAGCAGUACGAUUACAACGAAUAAUAUGGUAUGCUUUGACGAGAACCAGCGGAUUAAAAAGUAUUCUAGCCCGGAGGAGAUUCUGAAGGAGUUUUAUGGAGUACGGCUAAGGCACUAUUUUAUGAGGAAGGAGAGCAUGCUGGAGGCUAUGAAGGAGGAGCUUAUGAGGCUGGAGAACAGAGUGCGAUUUAUCAAGGAGGUUGUUGAAGGGGUGCUGGUUAUCAGUAAGAGGAAGAGGAGCGAAGUGGUUGCAGAUCUUGAUGCGAGAGGAUACCUGAGGAUGGAUGAGUAUGAGUAUUUGCUUGGUAUGACUAUGCUAAGCCUGACCAUGGAGAGGAUAGACAAACUGAAUGAGGAGCACAAAAGAAAGCUUGAUGAAUACGAGAGUCUGAUGAAGAAGACAGAAAAGGAGCUGUGGCUGGAUGAUCUUGAAGUUUUUGAACGAGAGUAUGUGAAGAUGGUUGAGGAGGAGGCAAGGGAGUAUGACAACGAGUUGAAUAAGAGUGCAAGGAAUGGCAAGCCAAGGCCAAGAGCUUCUGUAAAGGCCACGAAGUCGUUUGAAGCAAAGCCUAGGGCAGAUAAGGAUAAGGCGCCUAAGCAGUCCAAGGCGUGUAAGUCAAAAGCAAGUGCCAAGAAGCCGAGCACUUUAUUAUCGACGGGUGUUACCGAAGAGAAAGAAGAGGCAAGACUAAAAAAGUCAGAAAUGCAUGAAACACCAAGAAGAAUGCUGGUGAUGCCAAGCGAGUCUGAAGAAGAUGCUGAAGAGCUGAGCGAUCAAGACAUGCCUUGGAAAAAGUAUGGCGUUAUAUAA
Molecule: messenger RNA, 3726 nt
Organism: Ordospora pajunii
Lineage: Eukaryota; Fungi; Microsporidia; Ordosporidae
Product: DNA gyrase/topoisomerase IV
Exons: 1
Coding region: 1-3726 (1241 amino acids)
Biological process (GO): DNA topological change; sister chromatid segregation; resolution of meiotic recombination intermediates
Cellular component (GO): nucleus
Molecular function (GO): ATP binding; DNA binding; DNA topoisomerase type II (double strand cut, ATP-hydrolyzing) activity
Source: RefSeq, a predicted model, not a curated record